Messenger RNA from Octodon degus (degu), 2011 nucleotides. RefSeq names its product insulin like growth factor 2 mRNA binding protein 2 (gene Igf2bp2). Gene Ontology annotation, cellular component: cytosol; nucleus; cytoplasm. Lineage: Eukaryota; Metazoa; Chordata; Mammalia; Rodentia; Octodontidae. Gene Ontology annotation, molecular function: mRNA 3'-UTR binding. The transcript is spliced from 16 exons. The record is from RefSeq and is a predicted model, not a curated record. Gene Ontology annotation, biological process: nervous system development; regulation of gene expression. The coding region runs from base 73 to 1875 and encodes 600 amino acids.
GAGGCGCGGGCGGCGGCGGCGAGGAGCGCCGGGUACCGGGCCGGGGCAGCCGCGGGCUCGCGGAAGGCGCGGAUGAUGAACAAGCUCUACAUCGGGAACCUGAGCCCCGCCGUCACCGCCGACGACCUCCGGCAGCUCUUCGGGGACAGGAAGCUGCCCCUGGCGGGACAGGUCCUGCUUAAGUCUGGCUACGCCUUCGUGGACUACCCCGACCAGAACUGGGCCAUCCGCGCCAUCGAGACCCUCUCGGGUAAAGUGGAAUUGCAUGGGAAAAUCAUGGAAGUUGAUUAUUCAGUCUCUAAAAAGCUAAGGAGCAGGAAAAUUCAGAUUCGAAACAUCCCUCCGCACCUACAGUGGGAGGUACUGGAUGGACUUCUGGCUCAGUACGGGACAGUGGAGAAUGUGGAGCAAGUCAACACAGACACAGAAGCUGCCGUCGUCAAUGUCACGUAUGCAACAAGAGAAGAGGCAAAGAUAGCCAUGGAGAAGCUAAGUGGGCAUCAGUUUGAGAACUACUCCUUCAAGAUUUCCUACAUCCCAGAUGAAGAGGUGAGCUCCCCUUCGCCCCCUCAGGGAGCCCAGCGUGGGGACCACUCUUCCCGGGAGCAAGGCCACGGCCCUGGGGGCUCUUCUCAGGCCAGACAGAUUGAUUUCCCGCUGCGGAUCCUGGUCCCCACCCAGUUUGUUGGUGCCAUCAUCGGAAAGGAGGGCUUGACCAUAAAGAACAUCACUAAGCAGACCCAGUCCCGGGUAGACAUCCACAGAAAGGAGAACUCUGGGGCUGCAGAGAAGCCUGUCACCAUCCAUGCCACCCCAGAGGGGACGUCUGAAGCCUGCCGAAUGAUCCUUGAAAUCAUGCAGAAAGAGGCCGACGAGACCAAACUAGCUGAAGAGAUCCCUCUGAAAAUCUUGGCCCACAAUGGCUUGGUUGGAAGACUGAUUGGCAAAGAAGGCAGAAAUUUGAAGAAAAUCGAACAUGAGACGGGCACCAAGAUCACAGUCUCCUCCUUACAGGACUUGAGCAUCUACAACCCCGAGCGAACCAUCACGGUGAAGGGCACGGUGGAGGCCUGCGCCUGCGCCGAGGCCGAGAUCAUGAGGAAGCUGCGCGAGGCCUUCGAGCACGACAUGCUGGCUGUCCACCAACAAGCCAAUCUGAUACCAGGGCUGAACCUCAGUGCACUUGGCAUCUUUUCAACAGGACUGUCGGUGCUGCCUCCUCCAGCGGGGCCCCGAGGGGCUCCCCCCUCCGCCCCCUACCAUCCCUUCACUACCCACUCCGGAUACUUCUCCAGCCUGUACCCCCACCACCAGUUCGGGCCGUUCCCGCAUCAUCACUCUUACCCGGAACAGGAGAUUGUGAAUCUCUUCAUCCCGACCCAGGCCGUGGGCGCCAUCAUCGGGAAGAAAGGGGCGCACAUCAAACAGCUGGCACGGUUUGCGGGGGCCUCCAUCAAGAUUGCCCCAGCUGAAAGCCCAGACGUCAGUGAGCGGAUGGUCAUCAUCACUGGGCCACCUGAAGCCCAGUUCAAGGCCCAGGGACGGAUCUUCGGGAAGCUGAAAGAAGAAAACUUUUUUAACCCCAAAGAAGAAGUAAAGCUGGAAGCCCACAUCAGAGUGCCCUCUUCGACUGCUGGCCGGGUGAUUGGCAAAGGCGGCAAAACCGUGAAUGAACUGCAGAACCUGACCAGCGCCGAAGUCAUUGUGCCUCGUGACCAAACGCCUGACGAGAAUGAGGAAGUGAUUGUCAGAAUUAUCGGGCAUUUCUUUGCUAGCCAGACUGCACAGCGCAAGAUCAGGGAAAUCGUUCAGCAGGUGAAGCAGCAGGAGCAGAAGUACCCUCAGGGAGUCACCUCGCAGCCGCGCAGCAAGUGAGGCCGCCCAGGCACCAGCGGACAACGGAUGAAUGUAGCCCUCCCAACACCUGACCAUCGACCAAACAGCCAGCAGACCGGGAGCAAACCAAAGACCAUCCUGCGGAACACGGAGGAGGCUGCCGAGGCGCGGCGCG